CCAAUUGGUUACGAACGCGGAAGUGAGUGGAGCACUUCACUAACAACAACAUUUCUUCCAUUGAUGAGCUUGGAAUACGGUGAUGGCGCUACCGGCUCCUCUCAGACCCGUCCAGCACCACCUGCGGACCGCGCAGGAACACGAAAAACGGGACCCAGUCGUGGCUUACUAUUGCCGGCUCUACUCCAUGCAGACGGGCAUGAAGCUGGACAGUAAAACACCCGAGUGCCGAAAGUUCCUGAUUAAACUCAUGGACCAGCUGGAGACGAUGAAGAAGGAGCUGAGUGACAAUGAGUCCAUCAGUCAGGAGGUGGUCGGCAACGCCCACAUCGAAAACUACGCCUUAAAAAUGUUCAUUUACGCUGACAAUGAGGACAGAGCAGGACGAUUCCACAAGAACAUGAUCAAGUCUUUCUACACAGCCAGUCUGCUGCUGGACGUCUUGUCUGUGUUCGGGGAACUGUCAGAGGAGAACAUCCAGCACAGGAAGUACGCCCGCUGGAAGGCCACCUACAUCCACAACUGUCUGAAGAACGGGGAGACGCCUCAGGCCGGACCCAUUGGCAUGGACGAAGACGAGGAAGCAGAGUUCGGAGCCGAGGGUUUCUCAGGCCAGGGUCCCUUUCAUGGUGGCUCCUUCAGGGGAGAUCCUCCUCCACAGUCCUUCGAGGGUCGAGACCAGAGCUUAGCUCCGGGUCCCGCUCCGGGGAUUGGCUUCACUCCGGGGUCUGCUCCAUCAGGUCCCCCAACCACAAACUACAACAACAUCCAGAUCCCACCAGGGGCCCACGCUCCAGCCAACACCCCAGCGGAGCUGCCACCACCUUCAGCAGAUGUUGGUAAACCUGUGCCUGCACCUCGAUCAGCGCCCGCCAUCGACCCGUCGCUGCUCAACGCCCAGCAGCAGGGUGGUGUCCAGCUCACCGCCGAAGACUUCACCAAGGCCCAGAAGUUCUGUAAGUACGCGGGCAGCGCGCUGCAGUACGAGGACGUCAGCACGGCCGUCCAGAACCUCCAGAAAGCUCUGAGACUCCUCACCACCGGGAAAGAAUGAGGCCUUUGUCCUCCCUCCUUUUCUUCCAUCCCCCCUUUUUUCUGUCUGUCACUGAUCUGGUCCACAGCGAGCCGAGGACGCCGCUCACACACACACACACACACACACACACACACACACACACUGAGGCCGUCCACGUCAGACGAGGACAUGAUGGAGAUCAGUGUAACAAUGGCCGCCUGUAUGAGACGCACCGAUUUACUGACUGUCCGAGCUCCGUGAACCACUCUGACAGUUUAUAUCAUUUUCUUUGUCAAACUUGGGGAUUUUGUGCAAAAAUAAUUUAAUAUUUAUGAUAAAUUCCCACCAAAAAAAGUCACAUUAAUCAUCCGCUGCUGCAGCAAGCCCAUCUAACGGUGACAGUAGUAACAUCUAACCGCACCGUGUGCUGGUGCGUGGCUGAAUAAUCCAUCAUCUGUGCCUCCCUCACAGCAGCUGGUUAAAUACUCCCUUCUGAUUGGCUGCAGACUCCAGGAACUCAACUGUUCUGCCUUAAAGUUUGUUCCUGGAACACUUAAUCCACUGCAGAAUGCUGCGUUCAGGGAACCUCAGAAAUGGGAAAAAUCUUUUUCAACCUCAAGAAAAAAGUUGAUCAGUUUGCUGUUUCAGCUGCUUCAGGGUACAAACGAGGAACUCCAAUUUUAACGUUUCUCAUCUGAGAUCAUAAAAUUCCCAUUGCCAUUGAAUGCAGCAUAUACCUAACGUACAGCCUCUGUGUGUGUGUGUGUGUGUGUUCUGCUCAUCAGGCUCCAGACUUCCAUACAUCACAAAUAAAUCUAGUUUCUAACUCUUCGAGUUGUCCUACGGCUCCUGAACGCCACACAUCACAUUUUUCUGCCUCAUCAGGAACUUUAUUGAUUGAAAAACAGAGAAAACGUCAUUUUAGGGUGUUAAUUUCUUACUUUGGCAGCCGGACAUGGUGUCAUGCCUGACAGGGUGACCAUUAUCAGGAUGAACAGCCUCCACGUUGUCCAGUUAUUCCCAGUAUUGGAAACCUUGGCAGACAUGAUCCUGUACUAAACAGGAAAAAGAUGACGGCUGUGACGGCAUUAAUUAUUAAAAAUGAUCCUCCAUCGUCGUCCUCCUGCAUCUUCAAACACAAGCAGACACUCUGGAGUGUUUGUACCUCAGCAGCAGCCGUAACUGGCCCGGUUUAACCAGCUGAACCAUCACAUUCGUUCAUGUUCAGACUGUCGACGACUUGAACCUGAUGAAGGACUUGGACUAGGACUCUAACACAGCGUUUUCAGAUGUUCUGCAGUUUUCUGGGGGUGUUUUUAUGAAUGUGAGGGGUAAACUGAUCCUGGAGCAGCUGUUUCUGUCCCACUACACCUCCAUCAUCUCAUCGUGAGCAGGCGGCGUUCCUGUCGCACGUCCCACGCUCGGCUCAUGCAGACAGCUUCUGCUCUAAAGCUCGGACGAUGAUGGAGAGAAGAUGGGAGUUUGGGAGACUUUCUGCGUGUUUUCUGUCCGAUUUAACCUUUAUCACUGUGUCUGAGUUUAGACGGAGGUCGGCUGGCGGUCCUGCUUCCAGCUUUAGUUCUUUUCUGCUUGAUUAACGUUAUUUCUUCCUCCGAAGUUGAUUUAGUGACUUCAGAAGUUUGCAUGAAACUUUAGAGUCACUCUGAGUUCCUGCAAUUUGAAUAAAAUGUUCAAAAUGUUA
Molecule: messenger RNA, 2717 nt
Organism: Melanotaenia boesemani (Boeseman's rainbowfish)
Lineage: Eukaryota; Metazoa; Chordata; Actinopteri; Atheriniformes; Melanotaeniidae
Gene: vta1
Product: vesicle (multivesicular body) trafficking 1
Exons: 8
Coding region: 83-1054 (323 amino acids)
Biological process (GO): late endosome to vacuole transport via multivesicular body sorting pathway
Cellular component (GO): multivesicular body
Source: RefSeq, a predicted model, not a curated record